Molecule: messenger RNA, 2740 nt
Organism: Rubroshorea leprosula
Lineage: Eukaryota; Viridiplantae; Streptophyta; Magnoliopsida; Malvales; Dipterocarpaceae
Source: the annotation of a GenBank genome assembly
AAGUUGGAAGGAAUAUUUGAGUCAGUGAAUGACGAGUUUCCAGGUGUUGACAGAUGUUAAAGAGCUGUUAAAGAGCUGUUAAAGGGGAAAAGGAUACUGCUUUUCAGUUUUGGAGUGGCUUCUUUUUUGAUUCCAUAACAUCUGGCAAAUUAUUGUGUAAAAAAACCCAAGAUUCCAACGAGGAAGCCAGUUCAUUCACUUGCAAAGAGCUUCAUAUUGCAAAGAUUAGUCAGAGGCAAGGUGCUUGAUUCAUUGGUGAAGAGAUGAGGGGAUCCGUGCUUGUAGCAAUUGCUGCUACCAUUGGUAACUUUCUGCAGGGAUGGGAUAAUGCUACCAUUGCUGGUGCAAUUGUGUACAUAAAAGAGGAUCUCAAUCUGGGAACUACUGUAGAAGGUCUUGUUGUGGCUAUGUCACUCAUUGGAGCCACUGCCAUCACAACAUGCUCUGGACCCAUUUCAGAUUGGCUUGGCCGACGACCAAUGCUAAUACUGUCAUCUGUGCUUUAUUUCAUUAGUGGUCUGGUGAUGCUUUGGUCACCUAAUAUCUAUGUUUUAUGUGUAGCAAGGCUAUUAGAUGGCUUUGGAAUUGGUCUGGCAGUUACUCUCGUCCCAAUAUAUAUAUCUGAAACAGCCCCUCCAGAGAUCAGGGGAUUGCUAAAUACUCUUCCACAAUUCACUGGUUCAGGUGGGAUGUUUUUAUCAUAUUGUAUGAUUUUUGGAAUGUCAUUAAUGGCCUCACCAAGUUGGAGACUGAUGCUUGGGGUUCUCUCAAUACCCGCUCUUCUCUACUUUGUCUUAACAAUUUUUUAUCUACCUGAAUCUCCUCGAUGGCUUGUGAGUAAAGGAAAGAUGCUUGAGGCGAAACGUGUUCUUCAAAGAUUACGUGGCAAGGAAGAUGUUUCAGGUGAGAUGGCUUUGCUUGUUGAAGGUCUUGGGAUUGGGGGUGAAACUUCUAUAGAAGAGUACAUGAUAGGCGCAGGUGAUGAAAUUGCUGCCAGUCAAGAACCAACUGAUGAGAAAGACAAAAUAAAAUUAUAUGGUCCUGAGGAAGGCCUCUCUUGGGUUGCCAAACCUGUCACUGGACAAAGUAUGCUUGGUGGCAUUGCCUCUCGCCAGGGAAGUGUGGGGAACCAAAGUAUACCUUUUAUGGAUCCCCUUGUAACAUUAUUUGGUAGUGUCCAUGAAAAGCUCCCAGAGACAGGAAGCAUGCGAAGCAUGCUUUUUCCUAAUUUUGGAAGUAUGUUCAGUACAGCUGAACCUCAUGUUAGGAAUGAACACUGGGAUGAAGAGAGCCAAAUGGAAGGUGAAGACUAUACAGCAGAGGCUGCUGGAGGAGACUCUGAUGACAAUUUGCAUAGCCCUCUAAUUUCUCGUCAAACAACUAGCAUGGAGAAGGACAUGGUACCUCCAGCUUCCCAUGGCAGUGUUACGAAUAUGAGACGCCAUAGCAGUCUUGUGCAAGAAAGUGGGGAGCCAGUUGGUAGUACAGGCAUUGGAGGUGGCUGGCAGCUAGCAUGGAAAUGGUCUGAGAGAGAAGGUGAUGAUGGAAAGAAGGAAGGAGGAUUUAAAAGAAUUUAUUUGCAUCAGGAGGGAGGCCCUGGAACUCGUCUUGGGUCUCAUGUUUCACUUAUGGGUAAUGAUGUUCCUGCAGAAGGUGAGUACAUCCAAGCUGCUGGUCUGGUAAGCCAGCCUGCUCUGUAUUCAAAGGAGCUUCUGGAUCAGAAAACUGUUGGACCUGCAAUGGUUCAUCCAUCAGAAACUGCAGGAAAAGGACCACUUUGGGAUGCUCUUCUUGACCCAGGAGUUAAGCGUGCCUUGUUGGUUGGAAUCGGAAUUCAGCUGCUUCAGCAGUUUUCUGGAAUAAAUGGAGUUCUCUACUACACCCCUCAAAUUCUCGAGUCAGCAGGUGUCGAAGUUCUUCUUGCAAACUUGGGACUCAGUACAACUUCUGCAUCAUUCCUCAUUAGUGCAUUCACAACCUUACUGAUGCUUCCUUGUAUUGGUGUAGCCAUGAGGCUCAUGGAUAUCUCAGGCAGAAGGCAGCUCCUACUUACCACAAUUCCUGUCCUGAUUGUGUCUCUUGUUAUUCUAGUCAUUAGCGAACUGGUGGACUUAGGCACAGUUGUGAGUGCAGCAAUCUCGACAGCUUGUGUCAUCAUCUACUUCUGCUGUUUUGUCAUGGGAUAUGGACCAAUUCCAAACAUCCUCUGCUCUGAAAUCUUUCCUACAAGGGUCCGAGGCCUCUGCAUUGCUGUCUGUGCUUUAGUUUACUGGAUCUGUGAUAUCAUUGUCACCUACACUUUGCCUGAGCUGCUCAGUUCGAUAGGCCUGGCAGGUAUCUUUGGCAUCUAUGCUGUUGUGUGCGUCAUAUCUUGGAUCUUUGUCUUCUUGAAGGUCCCAGAAACCAAAGGCAUGCCCCUUGAAGUCAUUAUUGAGUUCUUUGCCAUUGGUGCUGGUCCAAGACAACCGGAUGUGAAGAGCGAGUGAUUUGCUGCUUUGAAUGACAUAUUGCCAACUCAAGUUUAGAAAUUGGUCAUCUUUUAUUCAUAGUCAUACCGGUGCAAUUAAUUAAUAGCUUGUUAGUUCUGCUUGAAUUUCAAGCGAUAUUCUUAGUAGCUUUUGCUUGGAAAUAAGCUUCUCUUAAUAAUAUAGGUGCAUGAAAGUUUUACUAACAGCUAAUCGAUUGCAAACUCUUUUAGUUUUGAGAAAUGCUAUUUGAAAAAUAAUUGUCCCACACCUUU